UCUGGAGCAAACACAUCAUGCAGGACACGCAGGACAGCGACAUCGGCCUGGAGGGCUUGUCCCGCGGGGGCGCAGCUGCGGACCGUGAGUGCCAGCGGGGACCGGAAACAAUCGCUCACGAGGCACAGGGCGCAGGAACCCUCAAUUCAGACGCCACCGGGGACGUGGAUGGGGAGCGCGCGGCCACCAUGAGGGUCCCCGAGAAGUACUCGACGCUCCCAGCCGAGGACCGCAGCGUCCACAUCGUGAACAUCUGCGCCAUCGAGGACCUCGGCUACCUGCCGUCCGAGGGCACGCUGCUCAACUCCCUGUCCGUGGACCCUGAUGCUGAAUGCAAGUAUGGCCUGUACUUCCGGGAUGGGAAACGCAAGGUGGACUACAUCUUGGUGUACCAUCACAAGAGAGCCUCAGGCAGCAGAACUCUGGCCAGGAGGGGACUACAGAAUGACAUGGUCCUGGGGACUCGCAGUGUCAGGCAGGACCAACCCCUCCCUGGGAAGGGGAGCCCCAUAGACAUGGGCUCACCCGAAGCCCCCAUGGAUUACCAUGAAGAUGACAAGCGCUUCAGACGGGAGGAGUAUGAGGGCAACCUGUUGGAGGCAGGCCUGGAGCUGGAGCACGACGAGGAUACCAAAAUCCAUGGUGUCGGAUUCGUGAAGAUCCAUGCACCCUGGCACGUGCUCUGCAGGGAGGCUGAGUUUUUGAAACUGAAGAUGCCCACGAAGAAGGUGUACCACAUCAGUGAGACCCGAGGCCUCCUGAAAACCAUCAACUCGGUCCUGCAGAAGAUCACAGACCCCAUCCAGCCGAAGGUGGCUGAGCACAGACCGCAGGCCACAAAGAGGCUCUCCUACCCCUUCUCCAGGGAGAAGCAGCACCUAUUCGACCUGACUGACAGGGACUCUUUUUUCGACAGCAAAACCCGGAGCACAAUAGUCUAUGAAAUUCUGAAGAGAACAACUUGCACAAAGGCCAAGUACAGCAUGGGGCAAGGAGAGGGAAGAAGGAAGGACUCUGCCCUUCUAAGUAAACGGCGGAAGUGUGGGAAAUACGGCAUCACCAGCCUUCUGGCCAAUGGCGUAUACUCAGCCGCGUACCCUCUGCAUGAUGGAGACUAUGAGGGUGACAACGUUGAGUUCAACGACAGAAAACUCCUAUAUGAGGAAUGGGCAAGCUACGGGGUCUUCUACAAAUACCAGCCCAUUGACUUGGUCAGGAAAUACUUUGGCGAGAAGGUCGGCCUGUAUUUUGCCUGGCUUGGUGCCUACACCCAGAUGCUUAUCCCUGCCUCGAUUGUGGGUGUCAUUGUCUUCCUCUAUGGAUGUGCCACUGUGGACGAAAACAUCCCCAGCAUGGAAAUGUGUGACCAGAGACACAAUAUCACCAUGUGUCCCCUGUGUGACAAGACCUGCAGCUACUGGAAGAUGAGCUCAGCCUGUGCCACGGCCCGUGCAAGCCACCUCUUUGACAACCCUGCCACCGUCUUCUUCUCUGUGUUUAUGGCCCUCUGGGCUGCCACCUUCAUGGAGCACUGGAAACGGAAGCAGAUGAGACUCAACUACCGCUGGGACCUCACAGGUUUCGAGGAGGAGGAGGAAGCUGUCAAGGAUCAUCCCAGGGCAGAGUACGAAGCCAGAGUCUUAGAGAAGUCACUAAGAAAAGAAUCCAGAAACAAAGAGAAGCGCCGGAGUGGUCCAGAAGAACCGACCAACAAAUGGAAGCAGAGGGUUAGGACAGCCAUGGCAGGGGUGAAAUUGACAGACAAGGUGAAGCUGACCUGGAGGGACCGCUUCCCAGCCUAUUUCACCAAUCUUGUCUCCAUCAUCUUCAUGAUCGCAGUCACAUUUGCCAUCGUGCUGGGAGUUAUUAUCUAUAGAAUCUCUACGGCUGCAGCCUUGGCCAUGAACUCCUCCCCCUCAGUGCGGUCCAACAUCCGGGUCACGGUCACAGCCACCGCUGUCAUCAUCAACCUCGUGGUCAUCAUUCUACUGGAUGAGGUUUAUGGCUGCAUUGCCAGGUGGCUCACCAAGAUUGAGGUCCCAAAGACAGAGAAGAGCUUCGAGGAGAGGCUGACCUUUAAAGCCUUCCUGCUCAAGUUCGUCAACUCCUACACUCCCAUCUUCUACGUCGCUUUCUUCAAAGGCCGGUUUGUCGGACGGCCAGGCGACUACGUGUACAUCUUCCGUUCUUUCCGGAUGGAGGAGUGUGCUCCAGGCGGCUGCCUCAUGGAGCUCUGCAUCCAGCUGAGCAUCAUCAUGCUGGGAAAGCAGCUGAUCCAGAACAAUCUCUUCGAGAUCGGCAUCCCGAAGAUGAAAAAGUUCAUCCGCUACCUGAAGCUUCGAAGGCAGAGCCCCUCGGACCGUGAGGAGUAUGUGAAGCGGAAGCAGCGCUAUGAGGUAGACUUCAACCUUGAACCCUUCGCUGGCCUCACACCCGAGUACAUGGAAAUGAUCAUUCAGUUUGGCUUCGUCACCCUGUUUGUUGCAUCCUUCCCUCUGGCUCCACUGUUCGCCUUGCUAAACAACAUCAUCGAGAUCCGCCUGGAUGCCAAAAAGUUUGUCACUGAGCUGCGGAGGCCAGUAGCCAUCAGAGCCAAAGACAUAGGGAUCUGGUAUAACAUUCUCAGAGGCGUCGGGAAGCUGGCUGUCAUCAUUAAUGCCUUUGUGAUCUCCUUCACGUCUGAUUUCAUCCCUCGCCUAGUGUACCUCUACAUGUACAGUCAGAACGGGACCAUGCAUGGCUUCGUCAACCACACACUCUCCUCCUUCAAUGUCAGUGACUUCCAGAAUGGCACGGCACCCAAUGACCCACUGGACCUGGGCUAUGAGGUGCAGAUCUGCAGGUACAAAGAUUACCGUGAGCCCCCAUGGUCAGAACACAAGUAUGACAUUUCUAAGGACUUCUGGGCUGUCCUGGCUGCCCGGCUGGCAUUUGUCAUCGUCUUCCAGAACCUGGUGAUGUUCAUGAGUGACUUCGUGGACUGGGUGAUCCCUGACAUCCCCAAAGACAUCAGCCAGCAGAUCCACAAGGAGAAGGUUCUCAUGGUGGAGCUGUUCAUGCGUGAGGAACAGGGCAAGCAGCAGCUACUAGACACAUGGAUGGAGAAGGAGAAGCCAAGGGAUGUGCCUUGCAACAACCACAGCCCCACAACCCGGCCAGAGGCAGGGGACAGCAGCCCAGUCCCCAGCUAUGAAUACCACGGGGGUGCACUGUAGCCUUGAUGGCAGCCCAGCAGCCAGAAGGCUUCUGACCAUCACCAAGUGACCACCCGGUUUCCUCCAGAGCCAGCACUUCUAGCCCCACCAGGGCCCGUGGCUCUUGUGCACGUGUGGAGGGCCACUCUGAUGUGACAACCGUCUUCUUUUUUCUUUCUGUUUCUUCUCAUUUUUGCACAAUGCCAUUAAGCAGGGACAUUUUUAUCCUUAGUAUUCAAUGCCAAGGAUGGCUGGUGACAGGGCUAAACGGGGCAAGGGCAUAUUCCACAGACUCGUGCUGGGGGAUGUAAAUCCCAUCACCACCACAGUGGUAAGGGGCCAAGGCCCUGAGUCUGCAUCCUUUGAAGGAUGCCUUGGGAUAGGUACAGAGUGGUGUCCAGGAGCCUGGUGACAUUUUCCAGGAGGAUACUUAGACUCAGGCUCCUGAAGUCUUCACGUGCUGUAGUUGGACAUGCUGGAUGACUCCACUGUCUUUCCUUCUGGGAGCUCAGAGGUUCAGACCUGGCUACUCAAACAGUAACACAUGGUGGCUUCAUACUGUGUGCCAGUAAAACCUGAGGGGUACAGGUGCCCCUGUUGACCAGCACCCUUUGUUCCCUGGCAGGUAGGCUCCACACCAGCCACCCAAGGGCCCCUCACACCAAGAUGAUGACCUUCUUGUGAGACAAGCUGGGUAACAGGUGGGCAUCUCUAGAAAGGCUGAUGGGCUUCACCAAGCCCCAGGGCCUCCGUGGGUUCCUUUGCCGCUUUUUAGAACACCUAUUGGUUUUUGUCUUAAAAAUCAAUAAUGUGGUGGAUUUGAGGGAUUUUCUUUCUGUAGCUCAAGGUGGAAGGAGUUUAUUCCAUUAGUUAACCAAAUAUGGAGAGGAAAUUAGAAUAUCAUUACUACCAAAGAUUUUUCUCAAUAAAGGCUUCUAUUUUGGUAACACGCCUAUAUUUUCACUCACAGGGACAUGAAGUCCUUGGUACUUGCUGUUGUAAUAGCCUCUAAAACAAGCCUCAUGAGGCAGCUUCAGCUGGUGUGCUAACCAGCUGUGGGAAGUCUCUCAGCACUGUAGCCCCAAGUGUCUCCCCCAAGCUGGAAGAGGCAACUCCCUACACUCGCCUUAGGGCAAGGCUGACAGCCUGUAGUCGGCAGCUGGGGUCCAGUCAUGGCCUUCAAAAGGUUUUCAUUGUCUGCUAAAAUCAUGAGACCUGAUGCUUCUGUUUCCUCUCGUGCCGUGAAGUGAUUUCCAGUGAUGUUUUGUACAUAGCUACCAUACCCAAAAUUAGGUAAUUACCAAAAAUUCUUUUACAGAAACCAUUUUUUAAAAAAAAAAUCAAAAACAAAAACAAAGCAAAAAUGAAUGUACACACACCCAUAGGAGACUGUGGCUGAGCAUUUGACAAAAUAAAUUUGAGUACACAA
Molecule: messenger RNA, 4623 nt
Organism: Phodopus roborovskii (desert hamster)
Lineage: Eukaryota; Metazoa; Chordata; Mammalia; Rodentia; Cricetidae
Gene: Ano1
Product: anoctamin 1
Exons: 28
Coding region: 18-3215 (1065 amino acids)
Biological process (GO): chloride transmembrane transport
Cellular component (GO): plasma membrane
Molecular function (GO): chloride channel activity; protein dimerization activity
Source: RefSeq, a predicted model, not a curated record